GUGAGAAUUGUCAAAAAGAUGUUUGCAUGUGACAUUUUUGUGGUUGAUGUGUCUAUAAGUAAACAAAUUUGCGAGCAAGUAUUUUGUACAGUCUGUACUGGUAGUAUGCACAUUUUUAAUAAAAAAAAAUUCACAUUUUAUUCACAUAAGUUUUCUUAAAAUCGUAUAAUUUUUAACUAAUUUAAUAGUCAUAUUUCCUCAUAUAAAUUAAAAUAACAUAUUCAUUAGUUUUAGAUAAGUUGUUAAUUAAAACAAAAAACUAUAUUUCAUUUUUAAUGUAUACAAUUAUUAAUUUGCUUGAUGUAUCACGUUUGAGUCAACGAAAAUAAAAAUACUAAAUUACCUAGUUUAGUUAGUCAUAAUUGAAUCAGUAUCAUGAUUUUAACAUCUCCAACAAACCAGCCCCAUUACGACGCUGUCAUCUUCUCGUCAAACUCUGGAAAAGAUUUGACUAUAGCUAACAGCUUGAUGACGCUAAUAACGGAUAAUAUUAAGAUAGGUGAUGACCACGGAACUAACCAUGACGUCAAAAUUUGCGUGUUUCACGAUAAUUUCCACAACAAAACGAACGUAAAUAUGAGUAGAAUAAAUCUGGCUUUAGAUAGUUCUUCACUCUAUUUCAUAAUCUUAACCGAAGAUUUUAUAUCCGAACGUUUGAACACCGAAUACUGCUGUUGCAACGCUAUAAUGGAUACAUUGGAGAACGAAACAAAGAGAAUUAUACCAGUUUUUUAUAGAAAUGAUGAAACGAUCAAAACGUUCAUAAAUGAGAUUAAAUAUUUUAGACUAUUAGUUCCUCUCCAUCUUGAAGACAUUUUUGAAAACAGAGUCGUGAAUGAAUUUACGAAACCAAAAUGGAAACAAACCUUUGAGCCAGUAGUUCAGGCCAGACUUACUAAAGAACGUACAGCUGAUGACUGCAGCUUGUACACAAUUAACGAAACAGGUUGCAAUGAAAGAAGUAUUGAAUAUUCUUUUAGCAGUUUUUCACUGGAAGAAGAUGAAACUUGUGAGCAAACUUCAUCAGCAAACAAUCACUCAAACUCUCGGAGUAGCUCGCUCCAGGUGACAGAUUCAGUGAAUUCUGCUGCACGUGAGAGGAUGGAAUCUGUUGCUGGCAACGACCACUCCGUCACUGACAUCGUCAACAAUAAAAAUACUGGCGAUGUUAGUACAGUCAAUCGGCCAACUACAUCCGUCCCCGUUAACAACACAAGAAACCACACUGACACCGUUGCCAAAAGCGAUUCUUCCAAUAGUACUAAGCAGGAUCGUCUGGGCAUUGUUGCCCAAAUCGUUAGCGUUAGAGGUGAAAGUUCAAACUUGAACGUAGAUGAAACUCAAGUCAAAGAAUUGGAAGAAAAUUGAAGAAAGCCGGCUGUUUGCCUGAGAUGCAAGUUGUUCAUGCCUCUCUGCAAGCUAUGUACCUCAUUUGAGGCCAUUUUGUUAAUAAAAUUUUUAAAAA
Molecule: messenger RNA, 1465 nt
Organism: Helobdella robusta
Lineage: Eukaryota; Metazoa; Annelida; Clitellata; Rhynchobdellida; Glossiphoniidae
Exons: 5
Coding region: 376-1368 (330 amino acids)
Source: RefSeq, a predicted model, not a curated record